GCCCCUCGGCCCUGUCUGCGUCGCCUACUAGCUCAGAGGGGGGCCUCCCGCAGGGAAGGGGGUUGGGAAGGGAGUGCUUUUUCCCCUUGUCCUGUCUCCGAGUGCGCGAACCCUCCGCCCUUCCCUCUGUCGUUGUCGACCCUUUUCCCGAGGCUUCCUUCCUUCCUUUCCCGAGGUCCUCUGUUCCAGGACCUCCCGUCCGGGUGUGUGUCCGCCCCCAGCAGGCCUCCUCCCGUUGGGCUCAGGGCGACCCCACCACCGGUGCUGUCUGGCCCUCUCAGGCCCUCCCUCCCAGCUUCCCUCCGGUCUGUUUUUCUGUCUCUGGGUCCCCCAGUUUCCUCUGUCUGUUGGCCUUCCUAACUCUCACUCUGAGGAUCCCCUACAUUUCUCUGUGUCUCUCUGGAACACCCAGGCAGCCACCCUGAAGGGUCCCUUCCCAAGCUCCUAGGGACAGCAGAGGACUUGGGGACCAGCAAGCACCUUCAGGGCACGAGAAGAGCCCCUACUGCCUGCCCUGCCUCACCCUGCCCCACGCCAGGCCCAGUGGCCCCCAGCUGCAUCAAGUGGAGGAGGUGGAGGAGGGUGGCACCAUGGGCCCGGGCGGUGCCCUCCAUGCCCGGGGGAUGAAGACACUGCUGCCAUGGACAGCCCGUGCCAGCCACAGCCCCUGAGUCAGGCUCUCCCUCAGUUAUCAGGGUCUGUGUCAGAGCCCUUGGAGCCUGGCCGGGCCAGGAUGGGGGUGGAGAGUUACCUGCCCUGUCCCCUGCUACCCUCUUACCACUGUCCAGGAGUGCCUGGUGAGGCCUCAGCAGGGAGUGGGACCCCCAGAGUCACAACCACCUCUACCACUGUCGGCCCCCUGCGGGAGGGCUUUGGUGGACAGGAUGGCGGUGAGCUGCGGCCACUGCAGAGUGAAGGUGCCGCGGCGCUGGUAACCAAGGGGUGCCAGCGAUUGGCAGCCCAGGGUGCCCGGCCUGAGGCCCCCAAACGGAAAUGGGCCGAGGAUGGUGGGGAUGCCCCUUCACCUGGCAAGCGUCCCUGGGCCAGGCAAGAGAACCAGGAGGCAGAGGGGGAGGGUGGCAUGGGCUGUGGCUGCAGCAGGGGCAGUGGUGAGGCGAGUGCUGGGCUGAUAGAGGAGGCGCUGCCCUCUGCGCCUGAGCGCCUGGCCCUGGACUACAUCGUGCCCUGCAUGCGGUACUAUGGCAUCUGCGUCAAGGACAGCUUCCUGGGGGCUGCGCUGGGUGGCCGCGUGCUGGCGGAGGUGGAGGCCCUGAAGCGGGGUGGGCGCCUGCGUGACGGGCAGCUAGUGAGCCAGCGGGCUAUCCCGCCGCGCAGCAUCCGUGGAGACCAGAUUGCCUGGGUGGAAGGCCAUGAGCCUGGCUGCCGGAGCAUAGGUGCCCUCAUGGCCCACGUGGACUCUGUAAUCCGCCACUGCGCCGGGCGGCUGGGCAGCUACGUCAUCAACGGGCGCACCAAGGCCAUGGUGGCGUGUUACCCAGGCAACGGGCUGGGGUACGUGAGGCACGUUGACAAUCCCCACGGCGAUGGGCGCUGCAUCACCUGUAUCUAUUACCUGAAUCAGAACUGGGACGUUAAGGUGCAUGGCGGCCUGCUGCAGAUCUUCCCCGAGGGCCGGCCUGUGGUAGCCAACAUCGAACCACUCUUUGACCGGUUGCUCAUUUUCUGGUCUGACCGGCGGAACCCCCACGAGGUGAAGCCAGCCUAUGCUACCAGGUACGCCAUCACUGUCUGGUAUUUUGAUGCCAAGGAGAGGGCAGCAGCCAAAGACAAGUAUCAGCUAGCAUCGGGACAGAAAGGUGUCCAAGUACCUGUAUCACAGCAGACUACGCCCACCUAGUGGCCAGCCCCAGAGCUCCAUGGACAGAUGACUGGCCCUGACUGCAGAAGAGCCCUGGGCCCUGAGCUGGCAGCCCACCAGUCUCUGGUGCCUGCUCCUUCCCUGCCAUCACUGCUGCUUCUGACUUGGCCUCUGUCCUGCCUGGUGUGGAGGGCUCUGUCCAUCGCUGAGGACAAAGGAGAGACCUCUGCUGCCCCAUGAUGGGGUCUGGGGUUGUGACCUGGGCAGGAGCCAGCAUUUGGGGGAUACCCUUCCUGAAACUGGGGGGUCUGUGUCCUGCCCUGUCUGGUCACACCCCCGUGAGGUGUGGAGAGCUGGGAGGAGGCAUUGUCACCUCCCACCAGGAUGCAGGAUUUGGGCUUGGGGUGAGUCAUGGCCUCUGCUGGCAAAAGUUUGUGGGGGGAAUAUCCCCAAGUCCCCUCACUCUUGCAGCCUGGAAUGUGAAGUGACUCCCCAACCCCAUUGGCCAUGGCACCUUGUGGAUUGGGUUGCCACUCCUUGGGCAGGGUAGAAGGUGCCUGGAGGAGCAUGGGUGUGGAAGUCCUGUCAGCCAAGAAAUAAAAGUUUACCUCAGAGCUGCA
This is a messenger RNA of Microcebus murinus (gray mouse lemur), 2439 nucleotides long. RefSeq names its product egl-9 family hypoxia inducible factor 2 (gene EGLN2). Gene Ontology annotation, biological process: cellular response to hypoxia; peptidyl-proline hydroxylation to 4-hydroxy-L-proline. Gene Ontology annotation, cellular component: cytoplasm; nucleus. The record is from RefSeq and is a predicted model, not a curated record. Gene Ontology annotation, molecular function: ferrous iron binding; peptidyl-proline 4-dioxygenase activity; L-ascorbic acid binding. Lineage: Eukaryota; Metazoa; Chordata; Mammalia; Primates; Cheirogaleidae.